Brienomyrus brachyistius is the source of this 2127-nucleotide messenger RNA. RefSeq names its product guanine nucleotide-binding protein subunit beta-5-like. Gene Ontology annotation, molecular function: signaling receptor complex adaptor activity; protein binding. The coding region runs from base 322 to 1494 and encodes 390 amino acids. Gene Ontology annotation, cellular component: heterotrimeric G-protein complex; cytoplasm. Gene Ontology annotation, biological process: G protein-coupled dopamine receptor signaling pathway; G protein-coupled receptor signaling pathway. The transcript is spliced from 9 exons. NCBI's taxonomy places the organism in Eukaryota, Metazoa, Chordata, Actinopteri, Osteoglossiformes, Mormyridae. The record is from RefSeq and is a predicted model, not a curated record.
UUAAAUUACUUCGGAUGGAAAUUAUAAAACCCUGUGUCAACUAAAGAGAGCGACUGGAAAAUGACUAGGCAACUACGACAGCCCCUGGGAAAGGUGUGCGCGUAAUACGUUUGAUCUCGUUACAGCGUAUCUAAUUGACUUUAAAUUGAAUUUUGUGGUGUAAAACUGCUGCUUAAGGGUGCUUUGGGAACGUGUUUGUAAACGAGGAAGCGUAGGAGAGCCACGAUGUCCGGCGGGCGGCGGGCAUCCGCCUGACGUCACCGCAUCUCCAUCAUAACCUUCGCUCCGGAGCGCAAAUCUCCCGGACAUCUCACGGUAAGGAUGGCGACCCAGGAGCAGCAUCCCAACGACACCUUGGUGAGCCUGCAGACGGAGUCCGAGACCUUGAAGACUAAACUGGAGGAGGAAAGAGCCAAGCUGCACGAUGUGGAACUCCAUCAGGUUGCUGAGAAAGUAGACCCACUUGGUCAGUUUGUUCUGAAGACCAGGAGGACACUGAAAGGACAUGGAAACAAAGUUCUCUGCAUGGACUGGUGUAGAGACAAGAGAAGGAUAGUAAGCUCGUCUCAGGAUGGAAAAGUGAUUGUGUGGGAUGCAUUCACGACCAAUAAGGAACACGCUGUAACCAUGCCCUGCACCUGGGUGAUGGCCUGCGCUUACGCCCCCUCUGGCUGUGCUGUGGCCUGCGGAGGUUUGGAUAACAAGUGCUCAGUUUACCCUCUCUCCUUGGACAAGAACGAGAAUCUGGCAGCUAAGAAGAAGUCAGUGGCGAUGCAUACCAACUACCUGUCAGCCUGCUGCUUCACAAACUCUGACAUGCAGAUCCUGACCUCGAGCGGCGACGGGACAUGCGCUCUGUGGGAUGUGGAGAGCGGGCAGCUGCUGCAGAGUUUCCAUGGCCACGGCGCAGACGUGCUCUGCCUGGACCUGGCCCCCUCUGAAACGGGCAACACUUUCGUCUCGGGGGGCUGUGACAAGAAGGCCAACGUGUGGGACAUGCGCUCAGGGCAGUGCAUCCAAACCUUUGAAACCCACGAAUCGGACAUCAACAGCGUGAGGUACUACCCCAGCGGCGACGCCUUCGCCUCGGGCUCCGAUGAUGCCACCUGUCGGCUCUUUGACCUGCGGGCGGACAGGGAGGUGGCCAUCUAUUCGAAGGAGAGCAUCAUUUUCGGAGUGUCGAGCGUGGACUUCUCCCUUAGCGGUGAGUGUUCAAAGGCAAAUCAAUCGACCUCUGCACUCUACCACCCUAGCCUCACACCCAGGGGGUUGUGGGUUCCAACUCUGGCUCUGCAUGUAUGGCCUCUUGUACACAGUGUAUUCCUCUUUCCUUCACUUUCCAAACACAUGCAAUUUAACAAUUUUAAAUUGAUUUACAAGGUGCCCUCAUUGCAAGCUUGUGUGCCCCGCGAUGGACUGGCAUCCCAUCCAGGGUGUCUCCUGCGCCCCUACUGGUUAUUAUGGAAAUUCUAUUAUUAUGUCAAAUCCAAUUAAUCACCUCUGGAAGAGAGACCCAGCUGUGUGACCCACACAUAACUGUGCCCGGCUGAUGAGAAUCCCAGUAUAUUUUCUUCUAAGAGAUAUGGGGAAAAACAUAAUAUUGAAGGAAAUAGAAAUGACUGUCCUAAUGUUAAAAUGUAACAUUGGCUGGGGGGGGGUCCUGGGAAGUAACCUGGCUGAGUUGCUCAUGUGUGGGCGUUAAAUGUCAGUCAUAAAGGAACUGCAGGUUCCCCUCUGCUUAUUCCACCCCUUACUUUGCUAUAUUUGCUAUAUUGCUAUAUUUGUUUACAGAUGCAUUGCUUUAUGCAUAUAAAACCUGCCCCCCCCAUUUUCUUUGUAUUAUGAAAACCCUCCGCUGCCUAUAUAUGGAUCAUGUGACCGUAAAGACUUGACUUGAUUGCAACUUGGCCCGCGUCUUCGCGUCUUCUGUCUUUUUGAGCUGCCAUUCAGCUGUAACAUUUGCCUGUAACAUUUGAGUAGCUGCGGGGCGGGGGGCAGCCCUUGACUAAUUCUCAGAAACAUUUGUGGGGGGGCUUUCACCCUGGUGGUCCCUAGAGUGAUGGCAGGGAGUAAACUGACUAAGUAGCAGUAUUAUUACCCAGUUCAAUCAACACAAACAAAUUACAA